AUGGACAUAACAAUGACUGCAAGAAGCGCUCGAUUAGAGUCACACUUGUUAUCUGAUAAGAUUACCUUUCAAAAUACCCUCACGUGGUCGCGCAUCUACUCGCUUGCCAAAAAAUUACUCGACCUCUGCAGAGACGUUGCCGACUUCAUCUUGAAAAUGGCUUCGUCAAAAAAGUCAAAACCACCCAAGGGUCGACCAGCCUCUACUUCAGCCAUUUCUCAACCAUCUCUAUCAGAAACUCCUCCUCUUCUCUCCUCCUUUUCCUCGGACGGCAGCCUAUUCGCGUUGAUAACACUGGCAGUCGACAAACAUCGCUUGCGUAUCUACAAUACAGCCUCAAAUCGUGCAAUAGCAGAAUAUACAGUGCAGACAGGACGCGUUUCCUCCUUGACCUGGAGCAAUUUAACUGUGGAUGCCGAUGCCGAGCUCAGUUCACCAAAUAAAAGGAGGAAGAAAAAACGAGUAGAAGGCAUAGAAGAAGGGGGCUCUGCAACUCUGGUCGUCAUCCUUGGUAUUUCCGAUGGAUCCAUCUCAGUUUUCUCUCCUUCGCAUUCGAAGGUCGUCCGAACGUUAACACACCCAACUAGCACGUCCGCCGUUCUGUCCCUUGCGACGACGCCGUCUAGCCCGUCAAAUUUGUGGUCAUCCAGUGCCAACAGCUCUGUUCAUCUUUGGAAUGUUCAGCAAAGUCAUAUGCUCCGAAGCUGGAAGAUUGAGGAUCGCAUAGCAUACACUUCUCUCUCCAUACGACCCUCGACAGACGAAUCUCAAGCAAACCUUCUCGCCGCUCACCAUCACAUUUGUCUCUUUGCAGAAGUCUCGGCCUCCCAUGAUUCAGCUUCCACUCAGCCGAAACAGCUGGCCACCUUUACAGGACAUGCCUCUUCGAUCAAAAUCUUACGCUGGGUGAACACGGAACCAACAGUCCAUAGAUUCCUUUCUGCCGCGGAAGGCGAUCGUUUCGUUUAUGUGUGGGACACAGAUGGUGCUUCCAUCCAUAAAAAACCAACGGCAUCAAUAUCUCUAGACUCCGAUGUCAGGUCUCUGGCCCUCACCACGGACCCAUCCAAACAGGUCAUAAUCACACUCUCAACAUCUGGGAAGGUUUCCUUCAUUCCCAUCCCAGCAGAUUUUUUGUCUUCUCGAGGUACCAGGGAUAAAUCCCAAAACAUCCAUUCGCUUCUACCUCGUGCAACCCUCACAAGCGUCUCAAAAGAUCGCGUCACCGACCCUCCAGUCAUAAAUGUGGCGUCCAUUCCUGGUAGUUCAGGUUCAAUCAAGGUUGCACGACUAGUGAGAAAUAUACAGCCAAUUUUCGACACAGUUCGCUACUUAGAUGAUAGUGGGAACUUUAUCCAAAGUUUGGCCCUCGACGAGGUAGACCAAACUUCCGUAGAUGAUGGCCCUCAGUUGGCACCUAACAAACGUUAUCUCGAGCCUUCGUUGAUAGCUGUCGGAUCGGGUCUUGAUGUUGGCCGGGACGAAGAAGACGAGGCCUCUGCUGCCCAGCGUGAAAUCGACGGCUCUCUCGAAGUCGACCUUGCUGAACUCUCUCUUGGACAAAGAUUGGCAGCAGUUGGUGAUGGCGACUUGCAGCAGACAUCUGAGAGCGACAACGGCGAAGGCGGUGCUGGGCCAUCCCGGAAAUCGAAGUCAAGCAAAGGGCGGAAUCGCUCUGAAAUUUCGGUGAUUCCUGCCAAUUCGCUGACCCGGACACUGAUACAAGCACUCCACUCCUCCGAUAGUCGCCUACUUGAAAUGUGUCUGGCACAUUCAGACCCUGCACUAAUACGGAACACCGUCAGGAGGCUACCGCCGCAGCUAGCCAUUCCGCUAAUAAAUGCCUGUGUUGAAAGGCUUGGGAAGGGAGCACGAGCUGCAAAUGUGAAGGGUGGUGGCGGAGGGGCGAGCUCUCAGCGCGGGAUGGGACUCGUGGCCUGGAUAAAUACUGUGUUGAUCGUUCAUACUGGCCAUUUGAUGACAAUACCGGACCUUGUCGCUCGUCUAUCUGGUCUUCAUUCUACUUUGACGUCGAGGUUGAGCUUAUACGAAAGCUUAUUAUCUCUCAGUGGCCGCCUGGAUACAGUCCUUUCUCAAGUGGAAUUCAGGGCUUCUACGGCGCCAUCAACAAUAGCUCCUGUCAAAGAGAAGAAGUCCAAGUCCUCAACAGACACAGUUGUUCGGCACUAUGUUGAAGGCGAGUCAGGGUCUGACGAAGAAAACGAUGAAGGCAUGGAUGUAGAAAUCGAGGCAGGCAGCGAUGACGAAGGCAGCAUCGAAGAUAUUGAGCUUGGAGGAGAAAGCGAUAGUGACGAAGAUGAGGAUGAUGAUAGUGAGGAGAGCGGCGAAGAAGGUGGCUUCAUCGACGAUGAAGCGGAAGAAGACUUUAGUGAUGAAGAAGACGAUGAAGGAAGUGAAUAG
Molecule: messenger RNA, 2421 nt
Organism: Cyclocybe aegerita
Lineage: Eukaryota; Fungi; Basidiomycota; Agaricomycetes; Agaricales; Hemipholiotaceae
Source: the annotation of a GenBank genome assembly